AUGAGAGCCCAGUUGCUCGCGGCAGCGGCGGACGAGUUUCGCGCUGAGAGUGUCGAGACGCUCGACCUUGUCGUGAAGGAUGCGGCGAAGUCGAUCAGCGCAGCAGCGGAGAUGGAAGAUGACACCAACACGGCAGUUAGCGUUUUGUCCAACUACAUGCUAGCGCAUAUGGUCCAGGUGGCCAUGACAUUGAUCCAGCUGUACGCCCAGCAGCUCAACGUGGUCGACCGGAAGGAUGCACUGGCCAUCGCAGCAGAGGUUGGACGGAGGAGUGUUCCAACAGUACAACUGUGGGAGCGGGAUUUCAUCGCGCGCGGACGCAUCAAGCCACCUGACACAGGUCGCUUCAAGCGCCGAUUUUUGCUGGAACUCGACGAAGGCGUCUCGAGGCUCGCGAAAGGCUGGGCGCUCGAGAAUCGCGGGAUACUCAGCGGGCAAGCCAACAAGACGGCGGAGGAUUUCCGCAAGUGGGUGAACAGCACCAUCAUGCUGAUGCUGGAGGCGCAACAAACGGAGGACUUCGACCCUUUUCAUGGAUUGAGAAUAAACCUGGUGGAAGGGAAGGAGAACGAGCCGCCAAGGCACCAAAUCUCCCUUUCCACGGCAACAGAGUGGCUGAAGAAGAUGGGAUGCGAAUACCACGACGGCAAAAAGGGUCUAUACUUCGAUGGCCACGACGACGAGAGGACCCUAGCGUACCGGCACGACAAGUUCCUGCCGGCGCGCUUGGAGGAGUCUGAGCGCUUGCCGGAUUGUGGUGUCUGGGUUGGUGUCGAUGAUCUCGAGGCAGCGCUAGCAGACUUGCCCGCAGACCUGACGAAAACAUAUUUCGAGAGCAAGAAAACCUACCCCGACGGGAGGCGGGCCAUGCUUCUCUACCAGGACGAAAACAUAUUUCGAGCCAACUACGACCAGAGGUACGUGUGGUAUCGGGACGGCCAGCACGUGCCCGUCAAGAAGUCGCAAGGCCAGGGGAUCAUGGUGUCGGGGACGAUCAUCCACAACCUCGGCUUCUUCUCGGCAUCGCGGGAACAGAUCAAGGAGGCGGAGCGCAACCGCAGGAAACGAUGCGCUGCCUCAGUUGCCGCGAAGCGGCGGGGGGAAAACGUGAAAGUCGAGAAGUUCCGCCCUAUCGACAUGCUGCACAAAGACGAGCACGGACGGUACUGGUCCUACCACCUCUUCGAGUACGGCAAGAACAAGGAGGGAUACUUGACCGGGCUCAAGAUGCUAGAUCACAUGGCAGACGUGCUCGACGUGUUCACAGUUCUCUACCCUGAGCACAAGCCUGUAGGCCUGUUCGACUGGUCGUCCUGUCAUGAUUGUAUGGAGGCCGGCGCACCGUCGGUGAAGAGAAUGGACUUGGGUGUCGGUGGUGUGAGGAACGGAGAAGAUCUUGCCCCGAUGGACCCCGUGAUCAUCCUCGAAGACACCCCAAACCUCCCAGCGGGCACGAUACAGCACUUGACGUUCCGGAGGGGAGACGCCCCCCCUUCGACUCCUCGCAUCUCCGGCCGGCUGAUUAUGUCGGAAAGCUGA
Messenger RNA from Ectocarpus sp. CCAP 1310/34, 1539 nucleotides. The record is from the annotation of a GenBank genome assembly. NCBI's taxonomy places the organism in Eukaryota, Phaeophyceae, Ectocarpales, Ectocarpaceae.